GGGAUUCUCUCUUUUGGGAGAGCAGCAGUCAUUUCACGGGCUAGGUGCUAGAGACGCUGAGUCGAAGGGAGGAUAUGCGCUUCUUUGCGCUCAUGUUCAUGCGCCUGUCUGAGACCAGAAUACAUCUUACGUAGGGGCCAGAGACCGAAGUGGUCUGCUAAGCGAGAGGUCUUUACUUCAACUUCAACUUCCAUCGUAGGGGGGAAACUGUUUUCGGUGUUUUCGUCUUCGUUUAGAACAUGAAUCGAAUAGCGGGAAAGCGGGAUGACACCCUGAUAGAGGUUCAGUGUAGCGGUGAAGACAACAAUGGCUGCCGGUUACAAUCCUUUGGUGAGGAGGUUCCUGAGCAUGAACACAAUGGGGUGGACAAGCAACAGCAGAGCAAAGACUCUGUGUUCUUCAGAGACGGUGUGCGGCGGAUCGAUUUUGUCCUCUCCUACGUGGACGAUGAAGACAAAGACGGAGAGAAGAAGCAGGAGAGGAGAAAGGUGUAUGAGGCUAACCUCCAAGUGGCUGGACUUCAACUGGAGACAGAGGACAAAUCGGAGUCUGAGGAUGGCAAAACGUAUUUCCUGAAGAUCCACGCCCCCUGGGACGUGCUGGCCGAGCAUGCCGAGAUCCUGAAGAUCAAGGUGCCCUUCAAGGCCAGUGACAUCCCGGAGCACCGCGAUGUGCCCAUGUCCUGGCUCUUCACCCCGUUCCGCCUGCCCCCCCCCGUCAUGCACCCCGAGCCUGACUACUUCACCUCGCCCUUCGACAAGAACAAGACCGACUUCUUCCUCAUCGACGACAAGGACACAUUAUUCCCCCCAUCCACACGCAACAGGAUCGUUUAUUACAUCCUUUCCCGCCGCGCAUACCAAAACAUUGACUGCCAAAACAAUGACAAGAAGGGCAUCAAGCGGCUACUCAACAAUGGGACCUACACGGCCGCCUACCCCCUGCAUGAUUGCAGGUACUGGACCCAGUCUCGAGACCCUAACUGUGAAAACGAGAGGUACAGCCUCUACCGGUACUGGGGUCAGUUCUUCCGCUUCUACAAGGAGCAGCCGCUCAACCGCAUCCGCAAAUACUAUGGUGAGAAGAUUGGCAUCUACUUUGCAUGGCUGGGAUUCUACACAGAGAUGCUGUUCUAUGCUGCAGUUGUGGGACUGCUCUGCUUUAUCUACGGCGCCACCACUUACGACCAAAGUAUCUGGAGUAAAGAGAUUUGCAGUGAAAGCGUAGGGGGGAACAUUGUCAUGUGUCCUCUGUGUGAUAAGAAGUGUGGGUACUGGAAGCUCAACACCACCUGCAACUCCACCUGGCAAUCACACUUGUUUGACAACGUGGGGACGGUGUUCUUCGCCAUAUUCAUGGCCAUAUGGGUCACUCUGUUCCUGGAGCUGUGGAAGCGGCGGCAGGCGCGUCUGGAGUACGAGUGGGACCUGGUGGACUUCGAGGAGGAGCAGCAGCAGCUGCAGCUCAGGCCUGAGUACGAGAUGAAGUGCCGCAAACAACGCCCCAACCGCAUCACGCAGGAGAUGGAGUUGGUUCUGAAGCGCAGCCCUGCAGAUUUAGUGGGCAAGCUGUGCAUAUGCUGGGCCACAGUGAUGCUGUGGAUAGCGCUAAUCAUCGCCUCCAUCAUCGGGGUGAUUGCAUACCGGCUGGCUGUGUAUGCUGCGUUCGCCAGCGUCAUGAAGGACUCUCCCACCAACAAGAUCCAGCUGGUGGGAUCCAUUAUCACGCCGCAGCUGGCCACGUCAGUCACGGCCUCCUGCAUCAACUUUGUCAUCAUCAUGAUCCUCAACUUCCUCUACGAGAGAGUCGCCAUCUGGAUCACCGACAUGGAAAUCCCCAAGACUCACCUGGAGUACGAGAACAGGCUGACGGUCAAGAUGUUCCUCUUUCAGUUUGUCAACUACUACUCCUCCUGCUUCUACGUGGCCUUCUUCAAGGGCAAGUUUGUCGGUUACCCUGGCGACUACGAGUACAUGUUCAACAAAUUCAGCGGCCUGAGAAACGAGGAGUGUGACCCUGGCGGCUGUCUGAUCGAGCUGACCACCCAGCUGGUGAUCAUUAUGACGGGCAAGCAGGUGUGGGGGAACAUCCAAGAGGCCCUGGUGCCGUGGCUGAAGAACUGGUGGGUGAGCAAAAGCGCCCGUAAUCACCCUGAGAGUCUGUAUAGCCGCUGGGAGCAGGACCACGACCUGCAGCACUUCACCCAGCUAGGCCUCUUCUACGAGUACCUGGAGAUGGUGAUCCAGUUUGGCUUCAUCACCCUCUUCGUGGCCUCCUUCCCUCUGGCUCCUCUCCUGGCUCUGCUCAAUAACAUCCUGGAGGUGCGUGUGGACGCCUGGAAGAUGAUCACACAGUUCCGCCGGCCCAUCGCGGCCAAGGCCCACAGCAUCGGCGCCUGGCAGGAGAUCCUCCACAUGAUCGCAGUCUUCUCCGUCGUCACCAACGCGUUCAUCGUGGCCUUCACAUCCGACAUGAUCCCGCGUCUGGUCUACCUGUAUGCGUAUGGCCAAGAGCACACCAUGCAGGGCUACAUCAACAACAGCCUGUCCAUCUUCAACAUCAGCCAGAUCCCCAUGGAUAACCAGCCAGAGCCUGGAGAGAACCCCUCCUGGUUCAACAGUUCUGUCACCACUACCUGCAGGUACCGUGACUACCGCUAUCCCCCUGGCCAUGACGAUGAAUACAAACACACGAUGCAGUUCUGGCACAUCAUCGCCGCCAAGCUAGCAUUUAUCAUCAUCAUGGAGCAUGUGGCCUUCCUGGUGAAGUUCUUUGUGGCGUGGUUGAUUCCUGACGUGCCGUCUGACGUGAAGGCUCGUAUCCGGCGGGAACGUUACCUGAUUCAGGAGUACCUGCAGAAGUACGAGCUGGAGAAGCUCAAGGGGCAGAUAAGCCUCAACAACGGGGACUGCACCUGUCCUUCAGAAGUCAUCCCCACCUCCUGCACGCCUGUGCAAGCACGACUCUAGCCCUGGCAGCCCUGCUCACCCCCCCCCCCCC
Clupea harengus (Atlantic herring) is the source of this 3000-nucleotide messenger RNA. It is a transcript of the gene ano5a, whose product is annotated as anoctamin 5a. Gene Ontology annotation, biological process: chloride transmembrane transport. Gene Ontology annotation, cellular component: plasma membrane. The record is from RefSeq and is a predicted model, not a curated record. Gene Ontology annotation, molecular function: chloride channel activity; protein dimerization activity. NCBI's taxonomy places the organism in Eukaryota, Metazoa, Chordata, Actinopteri, Clupeiformes, Clupeidae.